GGGUAAAUUUCAGAAACCUCCCCGGAGGUUUGAGGAAAUACCAAACACGUCCAACAGUUGUUGAAAAUGACCGAUUUGCUCCUAAAAAGCAAAUGGCGUGUAACGCCGUUUAAGCACCAUAUAUCAAACUAUGUUCUGUAAUUCUCUCUUCUUCACGAAUCACGCAGAAAAUCUCUCUCUCUUUUUCUUCACGUCAAAAAAUAUCUCUCUCUCAAGCUCAAGUCUGAAAUUUCAGACUCGGGACCACCAACUCCUCCACCGCAAUGGUUUCAAAGCCGGUUUAACCACAAAUCUCACACUAUAAUCCGCCGUUAAAAGCUUUGUGGUUGGGUUGCGAAUCAUGAUGAAUUGUAGAUGGCGAUUGCUGGGUCACGAUGAGUGGAGAUGGCGGUUGCAAGGUCAGUUCGGUGGAGCUGCCGUUGUGGGUAUGGGUAUUUUUUUUUUUAAUUUUUUGAUUUGGGUUUUGUUUGGGUCUGAGGUGUGAUGUUUGAUAGUUGGAACGGUUUGGGUUUGAGGAAGAUGUGUGGGUAGUGAUGGGUGGUGCCGUGGUGGACAGUGGUUGUUGGGUCACACGAUGCUCGACGGUGGGGUUUUUUUUUUUAAAUAAUUUGUGGUUUGUUUGGGUUUGAGGUGUGAAUAAUGUGAUGUUUGAUGGUGGGAGUGGUUUGGGUUUGAAAUCGAUGGGUGGGUAGUGAUGGGUGGUGCCGUGGUGCGGGCGGUUGUUGGGUCACACGAUGCUCACCAAUGGGUCCGGUUUUUGUUUUGAAUUUUAUUUUAUUUUUUUGGAUCUGUUUGAGGUGUGAUGUAAACGGAUCUAUUUGAGUUGAGAUGUUGGAUGGUUGAUUGGUUGAGCCGAUCUAUGUUUGAUUGCCUUGUGUGAUACUGGAUCUAAUUGGGUUGAUCUUGGUUUGAUGGAGGAAGGAUUUUUGUUUUUAGAAUGUAAUGUAAAUUUUUAUUUUUCCAAAUGAGAAUGUAUGGCUUUGAUUUGAAAAUGUAUGGUUUUGAUUUGAAAAAUGGGUACUGGCUUAGUGAUUUUUUUCUGUAAUCUUUCUCAAAAUACAUGUGGUUUGAGCUUUCAGAGAGAAGCGUUUAUGUUAUGGCGCGAAGAAGAAAGUGAACAGAGAACAUGGAAAAAAAAUCGUUUGGAGAGAGUAACGGCAGUACACACCGUCUGCUUUUUUAGGAGUAAAUUGGUCAUUUUCACCAACUGUUGGACGUGUUUGGUAUUUCUUCAAACCUCAGGAGAGGUUUCUGGAAUUUACCCAAUUAAUUUUUAUCAUUGGUAAAUUGAAGAGAAGAUUCAGUGUGAACCAACCAUGUACCGCGUGGACUUCAUUGACCAGAUUUGGCCCCAAGUUUUUGAGUUAGGAUUAAGUGGAUGCCGUGCUUUGCUCAUUGAAACAUUUGUAUGUGGGACAUCCCACCAGUCCACAAGUCGUCCCUAUAUACUUUCCCAGUAAGUUACACAACCAAUCAGGAAUAUGGGUGCAUAAUGAGUCCAUUGACGAUGUGGAAAAGCAAUAUAUAGGAGAAUAGAAGAAGAACAAGGCACACCAGCUGCUAUUAAUUUCAGUUUCUACUUUGUGAACAACCUUUUCUUCCUAUCUCCACCUUCCAUUUCUUGUAUUGUGAAUCGCAAUUUCACUCUCGAUCGGAGUAUGGCUGAAUUUCUUAUUUCUGUUCUCUUGGAGCAGUUUGCUUCAAUCACUACUCGAGAGGCGAAACAAGAGUUAAGGUUGGUUGUUGGCGUUGAUGAAGAAGUCCGAAAGCUUGAAGGCAAUCUACGAACUGUGAAUGCGGUGCUCGAUGAUGCUGAGAAGAGACAAAUGAAGGAGCAUGCUGUGAAGCUUUGGUUAGAAAAGCUCAAGGACGUAUCCUAUGAGAUGGACAACGUGCUGGAUGAGUGGAACACUGCAAUGAUCAAAUCAGAAAUUGAAAAAGAAGAAGAAGAAACUGCUGCUGAAAAUGAUCCUAUUGUGAAGAAAAAGAAGAAGAAGGUAUGCCCCUUCAUCCCCUCUCCUACUUGUUGUUAUCAAGUUCAUAAACUUGUUUUGCGUCACGACAUUGCUCACAAGAUAAAAGAACUGAAUAGAAAAUUAGAUGAGGUUGUAAGAGAGAGAGUGUUGUAUGUGUUUGAGUUGACUAGAGGCCCUACCCUUGAAGUAGUUGAGCAUCCAAAAACUACUGCCUUUGUUGAUAUAUCUGAAAUAUGUGGCCGUGAUGAGGUUAGGGGUCAUCUAGUGAGCAUUCUAUUGGGCAAGGGUAAUGAAGAAGAAAGAAGCCCUUAUGUAAUCUCUUUAGUGGGCAUGGGUGGAAUUGGAAAAACCACUCUUGCCCAAUUAGCCUAUAAUGAUCCUGAGGUGCAAGACCACUUUGAGAAAAACAUAAUGUGGGUUUGUGUUUCUAAACCUUUUGAUCAGUGUAAGGUUGCCAAAGCAAUCAUUGAAACCUUAGGAGGUGGUGACCCAAACAUUAUUGAAUUGCAAAGUCUACUAAAAAAGAUUUGUGAAUUAAUCAUGGGAAAGAAGUUCUUUCUUGUCCUGGAUAAUGUGUGGACUGAAGACUCUACAUUAUGGGAGCCAUUUAAACUUUCACUCAAAUAUGGUGCCCAGGGAAGUAGAAUUCUAGUAACCACACGAAAAAACGUAGUUGCAAAGAUGAUGGGUAGUGCAUGCACGAUCAAUUUGGAGGUAUUGUCUGACGAAGAUUGUUGGUUGGUAUUUAGUAAAAUAGCAUUUUCUGAUAAGAAUUCUAAGGAAUGUAAGCAAUUAGAAGACCUUGGCAUGCAAAUAUCAAAGAAGUGUAAAGGCUUGCCACUCGCUGCAAAAACUCUCGGGAGUCUAAUGCGCUUCAAGAGAGGCAGAGAACAAUGGGAGAUGGUUUUAUGGAGUAGUUUGUGGGAAUUAGAAGACGUUGAGAGGGGUCUUUUCGCACCAUUAUUAUUGAGUUAUUAUGAUUUGCCUUCUCCAUUGAGACGAUGUUUGUCAUAUUGUGCUUUCUUUCCAAAAGAUUAUUUCUUUUCUAGUGAUGAGUUGGUCUUUAUGUGGAUGGCACAAGGAUAUAUCAAUUCAAAAGAAGAUAUGGAGAUGGAAAUCAAAGCAAGAGAAUACUUUGAAUCUUUGGCCAUGCUCUCUUUCUUUCAAGAUUUUGUGAAAGACUAUGGUGGCAAGAUAAUAAGGUGUAAAAUGCAUGACAUAGUGCAUGAUUUUGCACAGUUAAUGACAAAAAAUGAAUGCUUCACAAUCAAUAGUGACAAAGAGUUGGGAUUAGAUUGUAAAAAUGCUCACCAUUUGCGUUUAGAAAUUACAAGAGAGGACCAAAAUCUUGUGUCCAUUUAUAGUGCGAAAAAUUUGCGCACCCUCAAUUUUGUAUAUCGAAGUGAUUAUAACCUAUCUAAUUUAUUCCAACAUUUUAGAAGGUUACGAAUGUUAACUUUGGAUUGUCUAGAUGGUAAGUCAAAGGAACUUCCAGAUACCGUGCAAAAUUUCAUACAUUUGAGGUACCUCAAUUUAGGUAAUUACAAUGGAGACAAAUUACCUGAAACCAUCUGCAAUCUAUGCAAUUUACAAAUGUUGAAGGUCAAUAUUCGGAGUGAUGGGUUCAAGAAAAUGCCGCAGGGGAUGGGUAAACUAAUUAAUUUAAGACAUCUUAUUUUGGGUGUAUCUUCUUUAAAUAGACAGUUAGAGUUUCCAAGAGGAAUUGGAAGAUUGAUUUCUCUUAGAACAUUAAGAUAUUUCUUUGUAAGUGGUAAGGAUGACAACAAAGGAUGUAAACUUGAAGAAUUAAAAAAUUUGAACUACCUUCAAGGAACUCUUGAAAUAAGAGGGUUGGGGAAUGUUGCAAAUGUAACUGAGGCUGAGAAUGCACAACUUAAGAAGAAGAAACACCUUCGUGAUUUGAAUCUACAUUUUGGCGGAGAGAAUGAUGCAUUAGUUCUAAAUGCCUUAGAGCCACCUCGAGACUUGGUAAAUUUAUCCAUUAAUGAUUAUCAAGGCACCAAGAUGUCUCCUAAUUGGACGAUGCCCCUGAUCAAUUUGAAAAGGCUUACUCUCACAUGCUUCACACAGUUAGAUUGUUUGCCUCCUUUGGGGAAGCUUCCGUCUCUCAAAUCAUUAAAAAUAACUUGCUUUAUAAGCUUGAAAAAGGUGGGUAUUGAGUUUUUGGGAAUAGAAAAUGAAAUCAAGAAAUGUGAUAAAAUAAAAAUAUUCCCGAAUUUGAAAUCUCUCUCGUUUCAUUAUUUGAACGAGUGGGAAGAUUGGAUUGGGAUUGGAGAAAUGAGGGGAGGUGGAGGACAAGAAGAAGAGGAGAAACGUUGCAUUACUAUAAUGCCACACCUUAAACAGUUGACAAUUCUCUAUAGCCCAAAGUUAAAGUCACUGCCGGACUUCCUUCGAACGGCUCCAUUACAGAUACUGGAGGUUCGUCACAGUUCAAUUUUGAGUGAACGUUGCCAAAAAGGAUCAGGAGAAGAUUGGGCCAAGAUUUCCCACAUUCCAAACAUCCAGAUUGAUGGGAAGUAUGUGCAAAGAGAUGGUCGAGAAGUUAACUCAGAGUCAGAGUCUUCUAGUUCCACAAUGAAUUUACCUGGUUGAAACGUAUUGGUCUCUUCUCUUCACAUUCGUCGUUGGUGUCAGUUUGUUCAAUUUUUUUAAAUAGGUACAGAAGCCCAAAAGUUGUGAUGGAAUGGUUGGCUUGCAACUUGUGUGGUAACAAUGCUCACUACUCUUUUAUCUGGGACUGCAGGCAACUCAUGGGGAAGAUACCAGAAAUGAAGAUUAGGCACUGCAUCUGUGCGGCGAACCAGUGCGCAUACAAACUAGCAAAAAAGGGAGCUUUCCAAAGUCAGGAUUUUGUGAUUUAUGUGGAUCCACCUUCAGACAUUAAUAUGCUUAUGUAUUUUGAUUCGAUAGGGUUGUAAUAUGAGAGGCUAUGCCUUAACUCUA
Molecule: messenger RNA, 4943 nt
Organism: Quercus robur (English oak)
Lineage: Eukaryota; Viridiplantae; Streptophyta; Magnoliopsida; Fagales; Fagaceae
Product: putative disease resistance protein RGA3
Exons: 4
Coding region: 1659-4592 (977 amino acids)
Biological process (GO): defense response to other organism
Molecular function (GO): ADP binding
Source: RefSeq, a predicted model, not a curated record